ACGAAACAGCCUGAUUUUCUGGUAGCUAUAUUGUUUGAGAAUUAGUACAGAAUACAUACACCAACAUUAAAGCUAAUGUUUCACCUCUGCGCCUUACGUUGGUGGUUUAUAUUAAAAAUAUCCUCCUUACGUUAGUAGAGUUCGAUUACUCGGCGAUCUGCGAGCCAACCUGCGGAGUUAGCCUGGUUAGCCGUUAGCUGGAUGCGCAGCAGUAGAGUGCCGUCUGUCAGCUACCUAACCAUCGGACCAAUGUCUCAAAGAUCAACCUGGGUUUGUUUUACCUCGUUGGAGACGAACGUUUGCCGCUAAUCUUAACGGAGCCUGUCCAGCAGAGUGACCCGGAGACGCGGAUGUUUCUGUCUGACGGUUUAUUGUUUAGCGGCUAACCGAAGCUAGCCUGUUAGCAGCUAACCCGUUAGCAGCGGCUGUGAAGCCUGGCCUCUGCAUGGCGACAACAGACUGACGGCAACAGGAGAGAGCAGCCAAUCAGCUGAGGCCCGCCCCGUAGCAACAUGGCGUCCCGUCAGAGGAACUCGGUCCGGAUCCUGUCGAGCCGGGAGCGGGGAUCCCAGACAUUCGGCUCGCAGCGGCUCCUGCAGCUGCUGGUGGAGGAGAAGGUCCGCUGGAUGAAAUGGCAGAGUCAGAAAGUGGAGCUUCCAGACAGCCCUCGAUCAACGUUCCUGCUGGCUUUCAGCCCGGACAGGUCUUUAAUGGCCUCCACACACGUCAACCACAACAUCUAUAUAACGGAGGUGAAGACUGGAAAGUGCCUCCAUUCCUUAGUAGGCCAUCGAAGAACCCCUUGGUGUGUGACCUUUCACCCCACCAUUCCUGGCUUGGUGGCCUCCGGGUGCCUUGAUGGGGAAGUCCGCAUUUGGGACCUGCAUGGCGGCAGUGAGAGCUGGUUUACGGAGAGCAACGUGGCCAUCGCCUCUCUGGCCUUCCACCCGACCGCCCAGCUCCUCCUGAUCGCCACCAACAACGAGCUUCACUUCUGGGACUGGAGCCGCCCGGAGCCCUUCGCCGUGGUCAAGACGGGAAGCGACACGGAACGAGUGAGGUUGGUGAGAUUUGAUCCUCUGGGUCACAACCUGCUCACGGCGAUUGUGAAUCCGUCCAAUCAGCAGAAUGAGGAAGACUCUGAGGUCCCGAUGGACAGCGUGGAGAUGCCUCACUUCCGCCAGCGCUCCUUCCUGCCUUCCCAGCCGGUUCGCCGGACGCCAAUCCUCCACAACUUCCUGCACAUCUUGUCGUCUUCUCGCUCCCCGGGACCCAACGUCGGAGCCGAGCAGCAGCCGCCACCUCCACCGCCGCCGCGGUCCAUAAGCGACGGUGGCAACGGAGUCACAGAAUCGCCCGGCGGUCCCGGCGGUCCCGGCGGCCCCUCGCUCCCCGGCUGCACCCAGCACCUGGGCAUGGUGUGCGUUUGCACCCGCUGCUCCGUCAGCCGGAAGCGCUGCCUGCCCACCGGCGCCUCCACAACGACUCCGUCGGUGUCCACGGAGACGCCAACGCUCUCCACGGCCUCCACCUUUUCUUCGGCCCGCACGGAGCCGCGGCAACCCACAGAGCGGCCCUCCGCCUUCACCUCCGUCUAUUACAGCGCCGGCGCCUCCCUGAACCCCAUCAUGCCGAACAUCAUGGAGCCGCUGGGGUCGGCGCGGCCCGGCCCGGACUGGACCCGCAGCCUGCUGAACAUGCGGGACAGUGCGGCAGGCCCCACCAUGCUUCCUCCCAGGACCUCCUCUUCUUCCUCAGUCAGCCUGCUGUCGGUGCUCCGCCAGCAGGAUGGCUCGUCCCAGUCGCCGCUCUACACCUCCGCCUCUGAGGGGCGGGGCUUUGCCCAGCAGGGGGAGCCGGGGAGCCGGGACGGCGCCGGGACGAGCAGCGGCCACCACCCGUUCUGGGACGGGGGCCGCGGCUCCUCGGCCUCCUUCCGGAACGUUCUGCAGUGCAACCUGAGCCGCUACUUCCUGGAGAUCGACCGCAUCGACAUAGACCCGUCACUGGGCGGCAGCAUCGUCGAUGGCAACCAGGAGCCGAGCCAAGAGCUGCUUAACAACAACAUGGACCCGGACAGGCCGGCCCAGUCCUCCUCUUCCUCGCCGACCAUCAUCCACUACCAGCCGCCAGCGCCACCGCCUGCCGCCCACAGCCUGGAGAACAACGUGCCGCCGCCACCGGCGACCUCCAGGGGUCAUCACCUGAACCGCUGCCGGGCCUGCCACAACCUACUCACCUUCAACCAGGACUCCCAGCGCUGGGAGCGCACGCACCAGACCUCCUCCACUACCUCCUCCUCUACCUCGCUGGAUCCUCCCUCCUCUUCCUCCUCCUUCCCCUCGCCUGCCGCCGCCUGGCAGCCUGAGGAGAGCAGGAGGUCGCUGGAGACCCAGGAGAGGGAGAGGAGGGCAGCCCCAGAGACAAGCGAGCAGCCGCCUCUUCCUCCAGGUGGAGGAGGAGCGGUGGCGUUCCCGCUGGCGCCGCCGCCCAGCCAGGCCGCCGAACAGACAGUGGGCCUGGUCUACAACCAGGACACGGCGCAGUGGGAGAGGGUGUACCGGCAGGCCACCGCCAGCCGGGCCGUUGAGCCGGCAGAGGCCUUAAGCCAAGAAAUGCCUGUUGACCCUCCGGAUGAGGAUUCCCUGAGGAGGCGGCUGCUGGAGUCAUCCCUGCUGUCGUUGUCUCGAUACGACAUGUCCGGGUCCAGAGACCAUCCCAUCUACCCAGACCCGGCCAGGCUUUCUCCUGCAGCCUACUACGCUCAGAGGAUGAUCCAGUAUCUGUCCCGGAGGGACAGCAUCCGCCAGCGUUCCCUUCGGUACCAGCAGAACCACCGCAUGCGGACCAUGUCCACAUCCUCCGACAGCCCCACCCCCAACCCGUCCAGCGCCAUGGACAACAGCGACGUCGACUUCGAGGAGCUGGAUGAUAACGGAGACAGAGCGAGACACAGGACACCACGGAAUGCCAGGAUGUCUGCUCCGUCGCUGGGGCGAUUUGUCCCACGCCGCUUCCUCCUGCCGGAGUACCUGCCGUACGCCGGGAUCUUCCAUGAACGAGGACAGCCGGGUCUGGCUACACACUCGUCUGUCAACAGAGUUCUCGCUGGAGCCUCUAUUGGCGAAGGUCAGUCUGCGGUCGCCAGCAACAUCGCCAACACGACGUACCGCCUGCAGUGGUGGGACUUCACCAAGUUUGACCUCCCAGAGAUCAGUAACGCCUCGGUCAACGUUCUGGUGCCAAACUGUAAAAUCUACAACGACGCCAGCUGCGACAUUUCCGCAGACGGUCAGCUGCUGGCGGUUUUCAUUCCCAGCAGUCAGCGGGGUUUUCCUGACGAGGGCAUUUUGGCCAUCUACUCUCUGGCGCCGCACAACCUGGGAGAAAUGCUCUACACCAAGAGAUUUGGUCCCAACGCCAUCUCCGUCAGCCUGUCCCCCAUGGGAUGCUACGUCAUGGUGGGCCUGGCGUCCCGCAGAAUCCUGCUGCAUCCCUCCACCGACCACAUGGUGGCGCAGGUGUUCCGCCUGCAGCAGCCGCACGGUGGAGAGACAUCCAUGAGGAUGGUCUUUAACGUGGUUUACCCCAUGGCUCCGGACCAGAGGCGCCACGUCAGCAUCAACUCGGCCCGGUGGCUGCCGGACCCGGCCAUGGGUCUGGCCUACGGCACCAACAAGGGAGACCUCGUGAUCUGCCGGCCCGUGUUCUACAGAAGCGACGGUGAGAGUCCCGCCGAGCCCAGCAGCGAACCGCUGUUCUCCGUCAACAACAGCGGAACCGGCCGGACCCGAGGUUUUGACAGACCAGGACCAAACCGCUCCGGCUGGAGGCUCGACAGAGACAUGGGACUGAUGAACGCCAUCGGUCUGCAGCCCAGAAACCCCGCCCCCUCAGUGACAUCACAGGGAACGCAGACGCCGAUCGUCCAGCUGCAGAACGCCGAGACGCAGACGGAGAGAGAGCUGUCGGAGCCCGGCGCGUCCCAGCAGCCCCCCAGCGCUGAAGCUCCAUCUACGAGUCGAGCCGCUCAGGUUCCUCCAGAGACGCCCGGGAGCAGCGCCGUCCAAGAUGGAGUCCGGACUGAAGCGUCCGCCGAGUCGGGCGGUCCGGCAGCCGGUCCAGCCGAAUCCGCCGAGUUUGGUUCCGGAGAGGACGCCCUGGCUCGGAUCCGGCGGCUGAUCGCGGAGGGCGGCAUGACGGCGGUGGUGCAGCGGGAGCAGAGCACCACCAUGGCGUCCAUGGGCGGCUUCGGCAACAACAUUAUCGUCAGCCACCGCAUCCACCGGGGCUCCCAGACGGGCCCCGGGGCCUCCAGGGCCCCUGCCGACCCGCCCCUCCUCGUCCCCCAGCCCUUCCCGCUCCGCCCCCUGCCGGCCGCCGACCGCCUCUCCCCCAUGUGGGGCCCCCAGGUCCUCCGGGGCCCCGCGCCAUCAGGGCUCUCUGUGGCAGUGGACAUGGACGACGUCUUCGACGGCGGACGGAACGACGAUGACGACUCGCUGCCCGGACCUUCUGCCUCCUCCCUGCUGCUGUCCUCCCCUUCUUCCUCCUCCUCAUCCUCUCACAGCCCGUUGUCCGGCAACGGAGGCAGGCCCAACAGUUACCCUGGCGACCCGUACAGCAGGUAGUGCUCUGAUUGGCCGAGAGGAGAAGAGUCCGGAGUGCUGCUCAAAGCCUUAACUCUCUCAGAAACAGGUGCUGCUUUGACACUGAAGGCCCCUUCCUCACCCUGCCUCACUCCUCUUCCUCACCCGUCACUAGUUUCCCUCCGCACUUUUCAACCCAGGCUGAAGCCGAGCUGAACUGCGAUCAUUCCUCCCCGAAUUCUCCGCUUCGAAGUGCCAUCUCUGAGGGGGUGAUGAAGAGGAGGAGGAAGAGGAGGCCACUCACCUUCCUCACAGAUUGUCCGCCGCACUCGGCGCCGUGUGAUGUAGAGGCUUAAAGCAGAGACUGAAGUGUCCAGCGCCGAGUUUUUGUUGUGCGAGACUUUUUGGUUUGGGGGACGCCGUCCUGUGAGAGGACAGUGGGGGUGGGGAGGUGGGCGGGGUCAAAGGUUAUAGGUGGACAGUCCUGACUGCAGACUGAUUGGACAGAUGAGACUGAAUCUGCUGCGGAUCAUGAAAAAAAACAACUUGUUUUUUGUUUUUAAAAGAAGGAGAGCGACCGUUUUCCCGCCGAUAGGGGAAACCACAGGACUGUUCAAGCCCCGCCCCCCAUCCUUCUUAAAACCCAGUUGCACUACGGUGUGUUUUGGUGCUACAUGAGCCUGAACAGAAGUGUGUGUGUGCGUGUGUGUGGUUUUAAUGAAUGACUUUUGAUUUCAUCCAUCAUGUCUGUUUGUCCACGGUUCUGUUCCAGAAUCCGGUCCGUCAUCCAGACCUCCAGGAGUUCUGGAAAACUUUGGAUCAGCGAAACCGAGUCAAAAUCUGCGGUGGGAUAUCAAAGCCAGGCUAAUAAAAAAAAUGUUAAUAAAAUUACAAGAAUAAAGUUGUAACAUUAUGAGAAUAAAGCUGCAGUGUAAUAACUUUAUUCUCGUAGGACCAGACUAGGUGAAAAAACAGAAACAAGUCCUUACGCGAAAAGUCGCAAUAUUGUGAGAAAAAGUUGUAAUAUUACUGAAAGUUGUAGAAGAAUAAAGCCGUAAUAUUAUAAUUAACUCAGAAUAUUAUAAUUUACUAUGUGCAUUACUAUAACUUAUUGUAAUAUUUUGGUUAAAUUCUCGCCCUACUACAACUUUAGUUGUCGUUGUAGCGCGACUUUGGAGAACAGUCAUCAUAUUACAAUAGCUUAUUCUCGCGUUUUGACUUUAUUCUCGCUUUACAACAGCUUGAUUCUCGUAAUAUUGCAAUUUUAUUCUCGCAUUACUACGACUUUAUUCUCGCGAUACUUUGAAUUUAUUCUUGUAAUAUUAUAAACUUUUUCUCACGUUCCAGGAUUAGUUUCAGAAUUGAAAUUUUUUUUCUUAUCCUGGACCUGAAACUACGUCAUAAAUCUCAUCCAGAAUCCUAGCAGAACUUCAUCAGGAACAGAACAGCAGACCCAGUCCAGGAAGGUCUGUAUGAGGAGCAGAAAUGGACCAGAACUACCUAUCGGAUCCGGGUCGGAAACUCGACUUCUGUCUACUUUUCCAGAAUGACUCCUAACAAAUCCUGUGUCUGCUGGAACUGGGUUCUGGUUCCGUACCGGGUUUGUUUUUGAGUCAGAAUGUUCAAAGGCCCAAUCAGGUUUCGUUUUCCGCCCUCUGAGCGCCGGCCAAUCAAAUCAUGGACCGACUUUGUUCCUGAUCAUGUGACUGAUCCGGUUGUUUCUGCAAAGCAGCGCUGAGUUCUCCUCCUCAGCAUCCGGUUCCGACCCAAUCAGAACUCUAUUGCAGGAAAUCUCUCUACGAAGGCAUCUUCCAGCGGUUCUGAUGGACUUUGCACUUAAACAGGAUUACGACCAGAACUUCUGAAUUGAUCCCACGGAGCCCGCCGGUGUCAUCAGUGUGUUCAAACUCUGAACCUGGUCUGAUGAAGUUCUGUUUCUGGUUCCGGUUCUAGUCGGAUCGGAGUACCAAGCGAAGCUCUUAAGCGUUUACCAGCUGAUCUGGAGUCAGAUUCAACACAAGAAACUGGAGAAGUGCCCUCAAAGCAUCAUGGGAUUCGGAGUUCUGUUCAGUAAAAUUAAAGCAACUUGAUGCCUCCAGACCUUCAUCUCCUCCUCUUCCUCCUCUGCUGUCUGUGGAUUCAUGUGACAUUUGGUACCGAUCGCCGUGAUAGUUGCAUAUCUGUUACCAUGGCAACAGCAAAACCUCCUGAGCUGACUUGAUUGGUGAAUGCUUUAGACCCAGUUUCUCUGUGACGUGUGUGUGUGCGUGUGUGUUUGUUCAGGUUGCGGAGGGAUGAGUGUAAACGCUGAACGGUACUGCUGUGUCAGGAUCCCACUGUGGAGUUCGGACGGCUCCGACCCGACUCUUUGACUUUUAGACGUGAUGUAAUUAAAGAGCUUUGAGAGUUUC
Molecule: messenger RNA, 7000 nt
Organism: Gambusia affinis (western mosquitofish)
Lineage: Eukaryota; Metazoa; Chordata; Actinopteri; Cyprinodontiformes; Poeciliidae
Gene: ambra1b
Product: autophagy/beclin-1 regulator 1b
Exons: 19
Coding region: 513-4631 (1372 amino acids)
Biological process (GO): autophagy
Cellular component (GO): intracellular membrane-bounded organelle
Molecular function (GO): protein binding
Source: RefSeq, a predicted model, not a curated record